AUGACGGAGUUGGUUCCCGAAGCAGAGGUAACAUUUAAUUGUGGCUCCCCUUCCUUUCCCUAUGUACGCGUUUACCGUUGUUUCAAAACCACUAACAGUGGGAUGUUGUACCGCCUCGAAGACGACAAGGGUCGAUGGGCAUUCUACAACGAUACACCGUUAACCGUAUUCAACGUAUAUGUUAAGUUUAAUGCGGACUCGGUUGUGACUUCGGAUACUGAUGUGGCUCUGGAAAUGACGCAGGGAGAGUGGGAUUACUGGGCUACAACUGUGGUUCUUCCGGGUCACACGCAGCGCUUCGUUGAAGGGACCAUUUCCAGUUUCCUACUCAAUUUUGCCAGUGAGGGAGAGUUGGCGAAGGAUGUCACAUUUGUCAAUGGUACACCCACAGUGGGAUAUGACCGAGUGUAUCGCUGCUUCAAGCAGAACGCAAAUGGGAUGUUGUUUCGCCUCGUAAAGGUGGAAAGGCCAGGUAAUGAGUGCGUGUGGAACUUCUACAAUGAUAGUCGGGAGCUUAGUGUUGAAGUGGAACUCACCCUAAUCGAAAAAGAUUCCGCAAAACCACUCGGGGAUACGCAGGUUAUUCCUCCUCCUGAUGGGGUUGGCGUGGCACUGUAUAAGAUUGUUGUUCCGCCCCUGAAAACUGUUCCCUUCUUGCGUGGGCACCCGCGUUUCAGCAAACAGUCGUACGUGGCGAAAUCCAUGUAUGAUGAAAAUAUGCUAGACGCAUCAGAGAUUACUUUCGAAAAUGGUCAACCCGAUAGGGCAGUUAUCGACUACCCACGCACCAAAGUGUUCCGCGGGUUUAACAACAACGGCAACGGUCUCGCCUUCCUGCUCGUGGAUCCAGAAGAAAAAAAAUGGGCAUUCUACAACGACACAACAAACUACAACGUUACGGCAACAGUACGUUUUGCGGCGGGUAGCGUCUACAAGGCAGCCGCUAACACGCGUGUGGAAGUGGACCCAGCUGUCGAGGGCGGCACAGUGUGUACCAUCACGGUGAUGCCACUCGCGACAGAGCUUUUCAUAACGGAAGGAAACCCAGAGCAGUAUCAAAUAUCCUUGUCGGCGGAGUGUUCCACGGGACCGAAACCUGAAGAGAAUCCUGAUUAUCAAAAUGGCCAACCAGACACAAAAGUUAUGCUUCGAUGGGAAAAGGUGUAUCGUUGCUUCAAAAAUCGUGGUAAUGGGUUGCUUUUCCGCUUAGUGGGUGAUAAUGAUAGGAGGUGGGGCUUCUACAACGAUACGACAGAUUUCAUAUUCACAGUUACUGUAUCCUUCGAGAACGGAGAAACAGUGAAGACGCUGGGGAAUACGAGUGUUUCAGAAGAUCCCGAGUUAGGGAAGGUAUUUACACUGGAGGUGGCACCCCUUUCUACGGAGGUAUUUGUUUUUGGGGAUUUGUCUGGAUACAAAACAAGGUUUGCAGCUCGCAGUGUUCGAUGCGCGUAA
This is a messenger RNA of Trypanosoma brucei brucei TREU927, 1455 nucleotides long. RefSeq lists its product as hypothetical. Bases 1 to 1455 code for a protein of 484 amino acids. The record is from RefSeq and is a predicted model, not a curated record. NCBI's taxonomy places the organism in Eukaryota, Euglenozoa, Kinetoplastea, Trypanosomatida, Trypanosomatidae. The transcript has a single exon.